Myripristis murdjan (pinecone soldierfish) is the source of this 9927-nucleotide messenger RNA. Its product is annotated as apolipoprotein B-100-like. Lineage: Eukaryota; Metazoa; Chordata; Actinopteri; Holocentriformes; Holocentridae. Gene Ontology annotation, molecular function: low-density lipoprotein particle receptor binding; cholesterol transfer activity. Gene Ontology annotation, cellular component: mature chylomicron; low-density lipoprotein particle; very-low-density lipoprotein particle. Bases 1 to 9927 code for a protein of 3308 amino acids. The record is from RefSeq and is a predicted model, not a curated record. The transcript is spliced from 26 exons. Gene Ontology annotation, biological process: cholesterol homeostasis; triglyceride mobilization; lipoprotein transport.
AUGGGGGGCAUCAAGCUCUGCCUUCUGCUGCUGCUGGGCACCUACACGUUAGCCCAGCAAGAUGUGGGGAGCAUUGAGGAACAAUCACCAAUGUGCUUUUUGGCCAAAAGGUUCAAGAACUUCAAGAGAUAUGUGUACGACUAUGAAGCUGAGACCUUUAACGGAGUGACUGGAGCAACUGAUUACAAAAGUGGACCCAAAGUCUCCUGCAAGGUUGAGAUCGAUGUGCCUCAGACCUGUAGCUUCAUCCUCCGCACAACAGAGUGCUCUCUGAGUGAGAUUAUUGAUACUGAUGACCAGGGGAACGCAAACUAUCGCCAAAUUUCCCAGUCUUCAGCUUUCAAAGCUGCCAUGGAAAAGAACACCUUGAAGUUCAUGGUUGCAGGACAGACAGAUGUCACACUCUUCCCUGAGGACGAUGAACCUACUGACAUCCUGAACAUCAAGAGGGGAAUCAUCUCGACCCUCAUGGUGCCUGUAAUGGAAGAGGAGAAGAACGAAGAAAUGGCCACCGUGCAUGGAGUCUGUGAAACUGAGUUCAUUGUCAAUGCCAGGGAAGAUAUUGCCACUGAUGUGAGUGUUACCCGGGACCUUUCCAGAUGUGACAGCUUCAUCGCCCACAGGGAGCACACCAGUCCCCUGGCCCUCAUCUCUGGCAUGCAAUACCCUCUGUCCAAGCUGAUUAGCAGCACCCAGACGUGCAACUACAUUUUUGACAAACAGAAGAAGCACAUGACCAGUGGAACCUGCAAAGAGAAACACAUCUUCCUGCCUUUCUCUCAAGAGAAUGAGUAUGGAAUUUCCUCUGUGGUGAAACAGAGAGUGACUCUGGUGCAGAGCAGCAAGAUCAACGAUAGAGUCUUUGACCACAAUGAGGCCAACCUCAAGUUCUUGCCCAUGGAGGCUGUUGAGGACAAGUCCCCUGUUCAGACCAAGGAUGCUGCAAUUGCCACAAUGAAGAAGCUGAUUGUCCAGGCAAGGGCCACUGGAGGCCAUCAGCGUGCCACCCUUUUCCAGCAGCUGGUGCAUGAGCUGCGUGGCUUGAAGGUUGAUGUCCUGAAAUCCACUGCUGUUGAGAUGAUGGACAUGUCUGAAGCUGUGACGUUCCAAGCUCUACUUCAGUGCGGUACCCCAGAAUGCAGCAGUGCCACUCUCCAUGUCCUCACGACCUUUGACAAAGCAGCUCUUGAGGUCGAUGCCACCGUCUACGCCCUGGGACUGAUGCCUAACCCUUCACGCCUCUUGGUCAAGGAUAUGUUGGCGAUGGCUCAGUACAAGCAGAGCAAACCCAUCAUGUUUGCCUUGAGCAAUGUUGUCAGGAAGCUGUACCAGGCUGAGGGCCAAGUCACCCCUGAGAUCACCGCUGUGUCUCAGUUCAUGGUUUCCAUUCUGGGUGAGGACUGCGCUGGGGAAAAGGAGCUGACCUACAUGGCCCUAAGGGUUGUUGGAAACAUGGGAGAGGCAAUGGAGGCUGCAGAUCCUACUAUAAAGACCAUCUUGCUGAAGUGCAUGAGACAGCCUAUAACCACUCUGUCUGUCCAGCUGGCUUCUAUUCAGGCUUUCAGACGCAUGACUAUAACUGAUGAGGUUCGCUCUAACCUUCAGAGGGUCAGUCAGUAUGCCAAGGGUGCGGUGCAGAAGCGCCUGGCAGCCUACCUGACUCUGAUGAGGAAGCCCGAGGCCAGUGACUUUGAGAUGGUGAAGAAGUUGCUUAAGCAGGAGCAGAAUAUGCAGGUCAAGGCCUUUGUUACCUCCCACAUCCACAACAUCAUCUCCUCCACCGACCCUGAGACCCAAAAACUGGCUAGUAGGAUGAUGGAAGUCCUGCAGACCAGUGAUGUUGACACUCACGCUGACUACACCACAAUGUCCCGUAACUACAAACUGGGAAUGGCACAGGAUGGCAUGAUGGCCGACAUGCAGGGCAACAUCAUCUUUGAUCCCAGCAGCCACUUGCCCAGGGAGGUCAUGUUGGAAACUACCUUGAAAGUCUUUGGCUACAACAUGGAUAUGUGGGAGGUUGGUGUAGAAGGAAAGGGCUUUGAGCCGACCAUUGAGGCUCUGUUUGGAAAGAACGGGUUCUUCCCUGACACCGUGUCCAAGGCUCUGUACUGGGCAGAGGACAAGAUGCCAAGCAAGAUCAAUGAAGUUCUGGAGAAAUGGACUGCUCCUUUUAAAUCAAACGGACAGAGGGUGCCUGAUGACCUUGUGAGGGAAAUUGUUCGUAACUUCAACAAGCUGGUCAAGGAUCUGCAGAGUCAAGAUUCCACAGAGGCUAUGGCCUACCUUAAGAUCAUGGGAGCUGAGCUUGGGUACAUCAAGAGCAGCGACCUUAGGUUCAUCGCCAACAAUGCAUUAAUGUAUGCAGACAUUUUGCUGAUGACUAUCCCUAAACAGGUACUGCAGUUCGCCUUCAUGAAAAUGAUAUCCGGCACUGACAAUGAGCUCUUUGCCCAUUACAUCUUCAUGGAUAACAAAUUCACCUUGCCAACAGCCUCUGGCCUCCCUCUGCGGUUUGCGUUAUCUGGUACCUUUGCUCCUGGGGCAAAGGGAGGCCUUCGUAUGACGCCAAAUAUGGAAAUGUCCUUCAUGCCCUCUGUUGGAAUUGAGUUUUUGACUCAGAUGGGAGUCUUUGUACCUGACAUUUUCAAGUCCAAUGUUGAAAUGCACACCAACAUGUACCAUGAGAGCAGUCUCAAUGCCAAGAUCACCAUGGGGAGGGACCAGGUCAAACUGUCCAUCCCUGCCCCACAGGGCACCACAAAGCUCUUCAGACUCAGCAAUACACUGAAGAUUGUGGAUUCUAAUGGAUUCAAGACGUUCGAACACACAAGCGGCUCUUCAAGGUGCAGCCGUCUCUUCCCCGGAGUCAAGUACUGCACGAACAUGCUUUCCACUGAAGCUGGCGUUGACACACCUUCCUCUCCCAUCAAUGGAGAUACUAUGUUUGGCAUAGACCUACAGCCCACUGGAGGUGUCACAGAGUAUACAGCCACCUUUGCUUACGAUGCCCUCAGUGAGGGUGAGGACGAGAUGGUUGAUUCUCUUAAGAUGACCUUAAGAGCUGAAGGUUCUGAGUCAACUGAGGCCACAGUCACCAUGAAAUACAAUCGCAACAGGAAUGUCUUCACCUCCCAAAUUGAGAUCCCUGACUUUGAUGUGGAGGCUGGCAUCCAGGUGGGCGUGGCCAACAGCAGAGCGAGUGGCAAAUCUAUUACCCUUGAGAUCUCCAACAAGAACAUCCCUCAACUGUCUCUGAUAGGCCGUGCCAAGGUUCAUGCCAUGACUGAUGGCAUGCUGCAGGUUCAGCUGGUAGUCCCUUCACUCAAGACUGACGCUGCUGUCACUGCUACUGUGCAGAAUGCUGAGGGACUCACCUUGGAAAUCAAGAGUGAUGUCAAGCUCCCAGAGACCUCCUCUGUUCAGGCAGUCAUCUUCAAAUAUGGCAAGGACCAGGCAGAGGUUCAGCUGAUGUCUAACAUGAAUGCUGACACCAAGAUCCUCAUGUCUUCCACUGAAGCCCUCCGCGCCUGGCUCAGCCAGUUUGCAGAGGAUGUCAUGGACCAGCAGGUGGUCAAAACAGACAUGAAAGUGCGCCACAUCAUCACCAAGGCUUUUGAGGCUGGCAAUAUCUGGAUCGACAAAAUCACAGAUGAUGUUCCCUAUAUUCAGACUCUGAGAGACAGUGUGGCAGAGAUGGAAAUUCCUUCCAUGCCUGACAACCUGUUCAUGAACCUUGACAGCACUUUCAAAUACCAGUUCAACAAGGACCAUAUGACCAUCAGUGUCCCUCUGCUUCUUGGAGGCAAGUCAUCUGAGGACCUAAGGAUUCCUCCAAUGUUCAACACUCCACACAUAUUGGUGCCUCAGGUGGGCCUGGAGGUUACCCCCAGGAAGAUCCAGGUCCCUACCUUCACCAUCCCAUCUGAAUAUGAUCUCACCCUGCCACUAAUGGGCAUGGUGGAAAUGUCUGCCAAGGUCAAGAGUAACUACUAUAACUGGGAGGGAAUGGUCUCUGCUGGCAACAACACUGUUGAGUCUCCUAGCUUCUCAGCCAGCUUCAAAAUCAUGGCUGACAGUCCCAUCGAGCUUCUUUCUUUCACAUCUGACGGAGCUGCAGUGAUUAGUGACACACCAGAGGAAACUCUGAGGUUCACUAUUGAUGGUUCCCUAAAGCACAAGCUCAUGGACGCAACUAUUGCAGUGCUAGAAACCGUUGCGAUUUCAGACAAAGUAUUGUCAACUGGAAGCUACAAGUUCCAGACCUUCAGCCCUCUGGGUCUACAGUCAGCCCUGGAUGUCACUUCCCAGUGCUCACUUGCCCCAGAAAUGUUCACUGGAGAUGCCAACAUGGACGGAAGUCUGUCUGUCGGAUCCAUGUCUGCCAGCACCACCUAUUCCCAGUCCUUCUCUGUUGAGCCAAUGAACAAAGAAGCAAGAAUUGACUCCACAUUUAGGGUGAAAUCUGCAAUGCUGAAUGUUGUUAACAAGGCCAAGGCAUCAUAUGCAAAUGAGCAACUUAUGAUCGAGUCUAACACCAACAUGAACAGUGACCCAGUCAAACACACCACCAAAUUUAGCAUGGGCUACAAAGAUUCCCAGUUUACAAUCCAGUCUGACUCUGUAACCAAGGCCAAUGAGAAGAUGCUUCGUAACCAGGUAGAACUUGCUGCCUCUACAGCACAGGCUAGCGUUAGGAUAGAGAAUCAGGCUGGUGACACCGAAAACAGAGCCUACUCUUUGUUCUCUGGGUCCAUGAGCCCCUCUGGUGUGGAGCUCAAUGCUGAUGCCUCUAUUAACAUCUUGGCAAGCCGUGCUUCUCACAAGGCAACCCUGACUCUGAACACGAAUGGACUGACCACCAGCUGUACUACAACUGCACAGAGCAGCCCAGUGACCUUUGAGAAUGUUUUCCAUGGUGGGGUUGAAACCUCUGGUGCCACUAUGUCUCUCACCACCAAGGGAACCAUUACAGAGAACAAAGCUGAGCUCAAUGUUGAGGGGAAGAUUGGAAGCUCAGAGGUCUAUCUCAACAGCAUGUUCAAGGGCAACCUCUUUGACGCUAAUACCAGGAAUAGGGUAAACUUCAGAGUAAAUGAAGAUGGUUUGACCCUCUCCAACAACCUGGUUGGAUCUCUUAACGACAUGAAGACAGACAGUACACACUCCGUGUCUCUUACUCUUAAAUCUCUUGCCAUCCGCUCCAAGACUGACAACUUCCUGAACAACAAGAACUCCUACAACCAUGAUAUCACAAUUGAUGUGGAGCGUUUUAUUACCUCAGUCAUGGUGAAAAAUGACCUGAAGAUCAUGGAUGUCAAUUUUGUGAAUGAUGCCCAUUUCAAGGCAGAGCCCUUCAAGAUGGAGAUGACUGGGUCAAUAAUGGGAGUGUUGUCAGAGGAAGAGCUCAAACACACCUAUGAAGUCAAAUUUGUUGACAUGAUUCUCUCUGCAAAAUGCAACACCAAUGGCAAACUCCUAGGAUCUCAGGUGGCACAAACCACUGACAUGGAGGUUGCUGCUCUGAGCAUGAAGUUCAACAAUGUUGCUAAAUUUAACUCACCAUAUCUUCGCUUUGACAGCAAUGUCAAAACUGCUGCUGCCCCCUUCUCUCUAGACAUUGAUGCCAUCUUGAACUCAAAUGGUGAAGUGUAUCUGUAUGGACAACAGAGCGGUGAACUAUACAGCAAAUUCCUUCUGAAGGCAGAGCCAAUGCAGUUCACGCAGUCAUUCGAGUACAGAGCCUCAACCGCUCAUGAACUAGAAAAUGGAGCCUCCAUCAAAACCAGUAUGGACAACAAGUUUGAUAGCAUGAUGAGCCUCCAAGAGCAGAGUGUCACACUGAAGAUGGCAUCCAAACUAAACAACCAUGCUCUUGAUCAAGAAGUGACAGCCUAUAAUAAUGCAGAGAGAAUGGCAGUAGAGAUGAAGGGAGCUGUCGCCACCAACCUCUUCAGCAAAGCCAGCGAGAACCAAGACUACUCCAUCUCUGGAUUUGUAAAGUAUGACAAGAACAGUGACAGCCACUUCAUCCAGAUCCCUUUCAUUGAGCAUCUGCCUACAGUCAUAGAAGAAAUGAAGACUAUUAUUAUGAGGCUGAUGGACCACAGCAUUGACAUGCUGAAAGAUUUUGAUACCAACUAUGAAAUCAGUGCUAAAGUUCAGGAGAAAGUGUCAGAGCUGAAAGAGGUUAUUGACAACUUUGAUUUCAGGAUGUUUGUCCAAGACAUGAAGAACUUUGUCAGCUCAAUGGAGAAUCACAUCACCAACCUGAUGGCCAAAUUUCCCUCUGAGAAAAUCAUUAAUGCACUGAGAUCAGUCAUGGACAGUAUCAUGGCAUGGAUGAAAAAGCAUAAUAUUAUGAACAAAAUCAAUGUGAUUUAUGCCAAAAUAGAAGAGAUUCUGUCCAGCUAUGAAGUUGAAAAGAUGAUUGAGACUAUCAUGGAUGAGGCUGUUAAAAUUAUGAAGCAGUACCAGGUCAGGGAGAAGAUUCAGUCUGCAUUUGCUGCUCUCAAGUCAGUUGACAUCCAGCCUUUGCUCAACAGUAUCAUGGCACCUGUAAAGGAGUUUGUGAAUCAACUGUAUGCCUUUGACUUCAAGCAAAUGAUUGAUGACAUAAGCAUCUAUUUCAUCAGAAUGGUCCAAAAAAUCAAAUCCUUUGACUAUGAAACAUUUGCCAUGGAGCUGAAAGACAAAGUCACAGAAAUGAGCAAGAUUCCCUGUUUUGGAAAGCUUUAUGGUGAGUUCAGAGUCAUCUCACCCGAAUACAGCCUCAGGACCACUGCUGAGCUGCAGAACACCACAACUACACCAAAUACGCCAGAGUUCACUAUGAACCUCAACUCACAGGCCACAUCUCCUUAUGCAGUCCUUCCCUACACUUUGGAUGCCAGCGCUCAUCUAUCUGUGCCCAAGAUGAACCGCCUGUCUUUCUCUGAGAACAUCAAGGCUGUGCACACAUUUUUCACACUCGACCACCAGGGAAUGAUAACUCUCUAUGGCUUGUCAGCUCAGGCUUCUGCUAAAACUACUGCCAAGGCCACAACUAAGAGCUAUACAGGGGAGCUUGUCAGUAAUGCAUCCUUUAUCAUGGAAAAUGGACUUUCUGCCAAUGUGGAAACUAAUUAUAAACAUGACAUUAACAUGCCAUCCGUAGAGCUCUUCAGUGAAGCAUCCAUCAACCAAAAGGCUGUUUUCAUAGUUGAAGCAGGCACUGCUCGUCUGACCAUUAACAAUGUAGGCAAGGGAAAAUAUGCAGUUCUGGACUACUCAGAUGAGGCAACCCACAAUAGUGAUGUAGACGUUGUUAUGGAUCUCCACACAGUCAAAGUUACUUUUACUGGACAAACAGCUGGCAGUCGCUUAAAAAUGAAUCAGAAUCUGAAUGCUGAUAUCUGCAUUUUCCGCCAUGUUAUCAUUGAUGCCAAGGCUGAAACAGAAGCACCUUUCAUUCGUACAAGUGUUGCAGAGCUAAAAGUCCAGGCUAAGGUUGAAGACCUGAAAGUUGAUUUUACUGCCUCACACAAUGCAGAGCUGGUUGGACAAAUUGAGGGAACCCUCUCAAACUCUGUUGCUGCUUUGAUCACACCAAAUGAGCUUAUGUUUGAUGCCAAGAACAAGGGAAACACCAAGGUUGCCCUUCCAUUCAAGGUGACUGGAAAGGUCGAUCUCCAGAAUGACAUUGCUCUUACCUUGAACUCUGAGGUACAGCAAGCUAGCUGGACAGGCCUUGCUAGAUUCAACCAGCACAAAUACUCCCAUUACUUCACCAUGGAUAAUGGUGAAAAACAAAUUAACAUCUUUGCCCAGAUUGAUGGAGAAGCCAAUCUUGAUGUGCUGAGAGAGCCUAUCACCAUUCCUGAAAUGACAGUGCCAUUCCUUGGUUUGAGGACACCAAAAGUGGAACGCUACUCACUGUGGGAAGACACUGGCCUGAGCAUCCUCCUGACCACCACUCAGCAGACCUUUGAUAUGGACAUCAAGCUGAAGUACAUGAAGAACCCUGAGAUGAUCACCAUCGACAUUGAUAUGGAACCAAUCAUUAAUGCCAUUAAUAAAAAUGCCAGGAUUCUGCACAAGAACAUGCUCAUUGGCAAGGAUAAGGCUGUGGCCAUCCUCACUACAUCUUAUGACAAAGCAAAGUCAGAGUAUGAAAAAUACAGCAUUGACCUGCCCAAAACCAUUACUGUACCUGCAUACAAAGUCCCAGUGAUAAAUGUUGACGUGUCUUCUUUCACCAUUCCCCUGCCUGACUUCAGUCUCAUCAAAACACCUGCUCUGCAUGUUCCAUCUGCCCUUAGCAAGAUGACUUUCCCAAAAAUCACUCUGCCUAAAAAGAGCAUCAUGAUCCCUGCCAUGGGUGAUAUGAGCUAUGAGUUUUCCAUGAAGACCGCUGUGAUCACACUCAAAACUGAGGCUAGUGUCAUCAACCAGGGCGAUAUCAUCAUGAAUCUCCAUGGUUCCUCAUCCUCUGAGUUUCAGGUUCUGGCUGGUGACAUUGAGGGCACCACCACCAUCAACACAGCUAAUGGAAUGAAAAUGGCCUCUGUCAUGUCUGUGAAACAUACAAUGGUGGAGGGAAACCAUGACAGCACUAUCAAGAUCAGUGCUGAAGCUAUGGAAGCUUCUAUUGCCAAUUCAAUGAAGGUCAAUUCACCUGUCAUGCUAGAAAUAAACCAGGAGAUGUUUGCAAAUCCAGAGGAAGGUCUUAUCCUCUCUGUGGCCUCUCCAUCUUCAGGGAUCCUUUCACUUCAGGUGCAGACUAAGCUCCCAGCCCAAAUGAAAGGAAGACUCUAUGGUCGCUACCCGUCCCAGCCCACAAAAGAUGUUGAUAUCUUGGCUGUGAAGAUGGCUGUAGUGAACUCUGAGAAGCUGAGCCUUCAGACAACUUGGAACACAGAGAUGCCCUAUGAAAUGAUGCUCGGUUUGAAGAAGAAUGUGCCAACAGUCAUGGAGAUGGUGUCCAGACCUAUUCGCAUGACAUACAAUGAAGUCACCAGACUUGCUAGAAACCUUGAGGGUUCAUUUGAGCAGGCUAAACAGCAAGGUAAAGUCAUGUUUAAGAGGGCUGCUGAUAACCUGGCAUCAUUAAACCUUUCUGAAAUGACCACCAGUGUAGCAGACAGCACCAUGUUGAUCCUCAGAGAGUACCAAAAGAACAUUCAAAUUCUUCUCGAUGCUGCAAUUAAAUUCUUGAGAGAGACCAAGUUCCAGAUUCCUGGAUAUGACCAGAAACUGUCUGGGCUUGAAGUGUACCAGAAAUUUAGCGCUUUUGUUGCUGAUGUAUCUGAGGAGGCUAUCCAGAAGAUUCCAGAGCUCUUUGCCACCCAGUUUGAAGCAAUUCUUGAUCAUUUCAGGUCCAUUGAAUUCACUGUCAUUGGCACUAAUCACAUUUUCAGUGGACGAGAAUUUAUAGAAGACUUGAUGGUAGUAUUCAAAAAACUGCAGGGCCAAGUGAUUGUCACUGUGAAGAAAUUGGGUGCUAUCCAGCUGGAAGAUAUCAUUAGGAAGUUGUCUGACCUCAUGCAUUUUACCAUUGACAAAAGUGAGGAACUUUUCAACUCCCUAAAAUCUCAGGAUGUAGAGAAAAUCUCCACUUGGGUAAAUGAUGUGUACACUGAUGCCAUCAACUCACGUAUCAUGGCUGAUAUCACCAAACAAAUUGAAGAGACCUACAGAGAUGUUAUGGAAUAUGUCACUGUUAUGAGAGCCAAUCUCCAACAAAUUUUUGCUGAAAUGUCUAUGGAACAGCUUCAAGCUGACAUCCAGGCCUGGAUUAACUCCUUGGUCAAAAAAUUGAAUGCUUUCUACAAUAAUGCCAUUGAGCUCCUUAAAGAGAAAAGCGCUACUUUUAAGCCUUUUGUGAGAGUAAGUGACAGACAGAUGGAUGUUGAGAUCCCUUUUCCAUUCAUUCCAAAAUCCAACUAA